AAAUAGUGUUUUUUUUUUUUUAUAAUUGUCAACACACUACUUUUACACGCAGUCAAUUGUAAAUAACUGCCAGAUAUUGAAAGUUAUUCUGGAAAAACGGGCAAAAGUACUUCACGUCACGGAGCAUUUUCUGGCCCUUUUUAUAGUUACAAUGAGCAAAAAAGACGGACAUUUUGAGGCUUAGGUGUUUGGAGAAAAACAGAUUCCAGGUUAUUCGUGUAAUUGAGUACAAAUUUCAGGUUUCUGUACUUUAUUUACAUAUUUUUCUUGCAACUUUUACUCCACUACAUUUCCUCUAAUGUCUAUUAUUACUCGUUACUACCAAAUAUAAUCAGAAGAAGAGUUGGUAUUAUGUUCUGUAUUUACAGUGGUGUGAAAAGUGUUUGCCCCCUUCCUGAUUUCUUAUUUUUUAGCAUGUUUGUCACACUUAAAUGUUUCAGAUCAUCAAUAAAUAACACAUUUAUUCUCAAAAUUCUGGGAACCAAAUCCGAAUUUUGAGUUUAUUCUCAGAACUAUGAGUUUAUUCUGACUUAAAACUCAGAAUUCGGACUUGUCAGAUCUCAAAUGUUUUUCCCCGGGUACAGAUCUGGCACUGUUGCUGCAGUUCCAUUCCAGGCCACUAGGGGGCAGCACUGCUCAAAAUAAAAACAAAAAAAAAAACAUCAAAGAAACAACAAGAAGAAGAAGAACGCGACCUGAAGCUAAAGCUAGCUAGCCCGUUAGCUCGCUGUGUGAACGUCGGCGUCCUCGUGUGUCGCGGGUGAAUGAAGCAGCGAUGUCUGCUCUCCGGCAUCUGAGAGAGUUGAUCAGCGAGCGACUCACCGCCGCCGCCGAGGAAAUCUUCAGAGCCUUCGAGAAAACCGUGGUGGAGUACGAGGAGGAGGUUGCUCGUCAGCGCAGGCUGUUGGAGGUCGCGUGGAAACCUGCUGUAAAACUACAGCGGAUAGGGCUCCAACAGCAACAUGUGUGUAAAGAGGAGGUUCAACUCCUCGCUGAGCAGCAGCUCUGUCACCAGGACAGGAACUUCCGUCUGGACCAAGGAGAACCACAGUUGCAGCUGCUUCGAGAGGAGCAGGAAGAAAUGUGCAGCAGUCAGGAGCAGCUUGUACUGAAGCAGGAGGCCGAUACCUUUAUGUUGACUCCUGAUGAUGAAAGUGAUCGCACGGAAGCCGACGGUGACCACCACCAACUUGCUGUCAUUGCUGAGAGUCACGAUCAGACCUGGCAAGACGUGAACCCACAGAAGAGCCAUGCGAAAGAGAGAAAUCUGUGCAACACUUGUGGGAAAUCUUUUGUGUUCAUGAGCCAACUGAAAGUGCACCUGAGGAGCCACACCAACGAGAAGCCCUUCUCGUGCGAGACGUGUGGCAAGGAUUUCGUGAGCAGAGGUAAUUUGAAAACCCACCAAAGAACACACACGGGCGAGAAGCCGUUCUGCUGCGGCACCUGUGGCAAAAGGUGCUACGCUUCCAACGACUUGAAGAAGCACGUGAGAACUCACACGGGCGAGAAGCCGUACUCCUGCAGCAUCUGUGGCAAGCGUUUCAACACGUCUGCAAAUCUGAACGCCCACCUGAGAACUCACUCGGGCAAAAGGCCAUUCACCUGCAACGUGUGUAUGAAAUGCUUUGGCCGUAAAGGAGCGUUAAUGUACCACAUGAGGAGUCACCUGCUUAUUUCUCCAGAACCGGUGGCAAAGGAUCAGUUGGAUGCACAGAUUUAGAAAAAGACACAUGAGAACUCGAUGAAAUAUCUAAUUCUAUAAUCACUUUUAAAACAUGUCGUGCUUUGAAAGAGAACAAUUAGCAAAGGCUACAAUUGAGUUACUUCUUGGGUUCUUGCCAUUUUUUUUUUAAGGAUUUGUGUCACAAACAUGCCAGACACAUUUUUCACUUUUUCUUAUUCUGAUAGUGUUUUGUGUUAAUUACCUUUUUUUUUUUUUAAAUAUUACAUUUUGGGUUUGAACCAACAUUUGUAGCUGUGAAAAAAUGAUUGCUAUUGUCAAAAGUAAUUAGCAAUUAGAUAUUUAUUCACAAUCGUUCAGCCCCAGUCUGUGGUGUGGGACUGGUUGUCCAUCAGAGAUGAUUUCUCUUGUGAUCUUUCCUCUGUCUCUGAGACCCAUGAUUCGGUCCCUGCGGUCCACUCCAGAGAAGAUGAAAAAAUAACCGUGUACUUCUCAUACUGUCUUUAUAUAGGUUUUGCAAGACUGUGGGAAAAAGGGACAAAUUAUUUGUUGUACACUUAAGUCUUGGAAAUAAAAAACCAACAUUGAGUGCACAUUUUGUUUUACAAAUGUAAACGCUAACACUUUCAUAUACAAACACCCUUGUUUGACAGACCGUGUUAAAGGCUCAGUGUGUAAAAUUAUAAGUACCUAUAAAUAUGAUUCAAAAAAUAAAACUGUACAAUCACCUUAA
Messenger RNA from Solea solea (common sole), 2417 nucleotides. RefSeq names its product zinc finger protein ZFP2-like. Lineage: Eukaryota; Metazoa; Chordata; Actinopteri; Pleuronectiformes; Soleidae. Gene Ontology annotation, biological process: central nervous system development; regulation of transcription by RNA polymerase II. Gene Ontology annotation, cellular component: nucleus. The transcript has 2 exons. The record is from RefSeq and is a predicted model, not a curated record. The coding region runs from base 776 to 1723 and encodes 315 amino acids. Gene Ontology annotation, molecular function: RNA polymerase II cis-regulatory region sequence-specific DNA binding; DNA-binding transcription factor activity, RNA polymerase II-specific.